Nomia melanderi (Alkali bee) is the source of this 6336-nucleotide messenger RNA. The record is from RefSeq and is a predicted model, not a curated record. NCBI's taxonomy places the organism in Eukaryota, Metazoa, Arthropoda, Insecta, Hymenoptera, Halictidae.
CGAUACCGAAAAACGAAUGAAUGUUACUUGUAUUACACAGAGUUUAUUACCGAUUUGCUAUGUACAAUGGCUUGCCUAUGUAAAAUGAAGUCGUUUCUUAUCAAAAAUGUUGUUAGCAAACGUUUGAGCGAACUCCCGUCGUCUAUUUCAAUUCACUAUCCGCCUUAUGUAUCAACUCCAGCAACAUUUUCCACCGUAUGCUUCGGUGGAGCUUCUCCUCUAACUCCUCCAACUCUCGCCCACCCUUCAUGAACGUUCUUAAAGAAUGUAUCGUGGAAUUUGAUAACCUAUGAUCCGUCACACGGUCUUGAUUGUAAUUAUAUGUUCUAAUCUUUUCGUUUCUGGUCUGUUUUCCCACCUGCUUCUUACGCAAUCCACCGAUAAACGAAGUUUGCUUCUCGUACUGCUGCUCGUACAGUAAGCUUCUUAAUUUCAUUAAAGCCCACUGUUUGUUCCUUAUCUGUGACUUCAUUAUCUGGCAAGUUACAGCUAUACCAGUCGGUAGGUGAGUUACUCUAACUGCUGAAUCCGUACUAUUUACAUGCUGGCCUCCUGGACCGGAAGAUUUUUUCCCUUCUAUCUUUAAAUCUUUCUUAUUCAGUACAAUUUCUAUUUCCGAGGGCUCUGGCAAAAUAAUCACUGUGGCCGUACUUGUAUGCAUUCGACCAGAUCUCUCUGUCGCUGGUAUUCUUUGUACCCUAUGUACACCACCUUCGUAUUUAAAUUUCAUAUAUGCCUGAGUGCUUGUCACUGCUAUAACAGCUUUCCUUAUACCACCUGUUUCAUUAUUGUCCAUUUGUAUUAUUUCAUAGUCUAGUUGCAAGUACUCUAAAUACCCUAUGUACAUGUUCAAUAAAUCAUGGGCAAACAGCAUAGCUUCGAGCCCUCCUACACCUGGUAUUAUUUCUAUAAUAAGAUUGUUAUAGUUUUCUUCAUCCAAAUGCUGUAAAAUAACAUCCAAUAUCUGUUUAUCGAUAUCUUGCAUCUGCUGUACAUACAUUGCUUCCUCUUCUUUAACAAGGCUUUCCAUGUCUUUAUUGUUACCAACUAAAAAGCAAUUUAUCUGUUAUGUUGGUAUUAAGGAAUACAACAAAGGUAACAACCAUAUACAAAAUAAUGAAACCAUGAUGUUUUAUAUGAAUCUUAUUAGAUGAUAAUUCUAAGAACUCUCAUGUAACAUCAGUGCUCCAAAAUUCUUUAGGCGCAUAUGACAUGCAUAAACGUACACUGAAUAGUUUGAUUCCAUUACCUAUUUUAUAAUUUUCAUUCACCAAUAAAUAAGCAGCAAAGGUAAACGGUAUAUUCUAUUUAAAUAACUUUCAGCGAUUUCCUACAAUAAGAAACUAACGCAAAAGAUUAUAGUUCCAUUAUUUUGUGGCUAGAAUGCUCGAAGACUUACCAAAGUCCUUUAAACUGUUCAUGUUCUGUAGUAUACAUAAUUUUUCAUUCAACAAGUGCGACAAUGUUUGUACUCCCAAAAUUUCCUUGAUACUUUGACUUUUCACAUUCUUAUUUUGGUACGCGGAUAUAAGAUAAUUCAUAUACCUUUUGACAUUUUCAUCAGUCACGGAUAAAUUAGUUUUUGUACAGAAUAGAUUCUUACAAAUUGGAGGGACUUCUGUGUUGAGGUUAAGCAAUGCCGGAAGACUAGAUUCAAGUGAUUUAACUUCAUUAACUGUGUUCCUCAAGCUACAGGACAUGUUAAGAACAUGUCCUCGUAGAAGGAACAACAUAUUUCAGGCUAAAUUAUGAAAUAAAAAUAUACUCAAACCGCCGAAUACAUUCCGAAGAAAUCCUAUCCCUCCAUGGCGCACUAUUUUCAACUGAAGCAGCGAUGCGCGUGUCGUCUGCUAUCAGGAUGGAAAACAUUGAAGACCUAUAAUCAAUUAAAACAUUUUUUCAAACACCUUACAGAUAACAUAUGCUUAAGACAGAUCUACAUUAUUCGUUGCAUUAUACUUCAUACGUGUACACACAUUUUCCUUAAAGCAAACCUGUUCCCAUAAAAACCGUAAACAGAAGAUAAUUAAAAUCUAGAUUGGCCAUUCACGACGCCGUCGAUUUCCUCUAUUGGUAAUAGUAAGUUGUACCACCAUUUCGAUAGUUUUUACAAUCUCGAUUCAAUUAAGUUUAUCCUGUUUGCAUACUGUUGAAAACCACGUUACCCGCUCACAUCGGCUCUCGUCAAAUUUAUUUUCGCCUUAUCACCUCGAUUUCGGAUGCGACAUUCGCUUCGGUGACCUCUUUCUUUGCAAUCAUGUUUCAGCCAGUUUUCUAAAACGUGCCAAGUACCACUAUGCCCGCCUGCAUUGGAAAAUAACAACACUUUAUUGUUAUUUCAUUCAAUGGUACGCAUCGUGAAGCAUCAAGGUGCGUGAGAGAAGCGCGCGCGUGCGGAAGUGAAACGAAAAACAUAUUCCACCAAUUGUAUCGAUUUUCUAACGAGUACACACGAUUCGCCGUUAAUAUAUUUCUGUCUUGUCCCUGCAACAUUAUACAUAUAAUACCGUUCCAUAAUACACGACACAAUGAAAGCACCAAAGCGAGUAUGAUCCCCUGAUAACUCGUCAUAAAUUUGUAACCGUGCAUUUUCAUCGUGGAAUCGUGUGCGUUCGGCGUCUCAUUAAUUCCAAAAAGCACGUGUCUAGGACACGAUUCCAAGGUACGAAUUUUCCCGAUUAUAAUUACAAAACGACUUGCUUCGCCGUGGGUUAGGUAGCUCUGAUAUUCGGGACAAGUGCGCCAGCGUACCGCACAAGAUAGAGAGAGAGCGGCGAGCAACGAGAGAGAAAGAGGAAGACACGCACGGUAGACCAGUAUAGAGCGGCACGAGCAGCUACGAUUGACGAUAUUAUUUUUCAUUAAAACAAGCAGCACGGGAAUUUCGAAAAAUACGUGCGGAACGUGACAAGGCUUUAUAAUAUUAUAACGAAAUCAUGGAACCUUGCGAGGGCUGCACGCAAGAGAAAGUGCAAGAAGGAGAAUAUGGAUUCUUCUGGCAAGAUUAUCUUGAUGCUACACAAAGCGUUGAAGUACCGCAGAUUAUGUUCCCACACGUGGAACUUACAUUGCAAAGUGGUAUUGAAAUUGGUAUGUCACUUGAAGUGCCACAUCCAAAAAAUGCAAACGAGGGAGAUCACAAAUUUUGGGUGGCUUCCAUUGUUAUGGCAUGUGGACCUCUGUUACGUCUACGAUAUUUUGGUGGGGAUGAUAGAUCCUUAGAAUUUUGGUUCAACCUUACCAAAGAAGCUGCUCAUGAGCUUGGUUGGUGUAUGAAGAAUAACAAAAAAUUAGAACCUCCUGACAUUGUACUUCAGAGGUCUCCAGACUGUGUAGAAAAGUUAACUGAAUUUUUGGCAACAGCUAGAACAGUUCCACCGGAAAUGUUGUCAGGGGAUGGUCUUAGCAUGACAGAGAGAAUUAAACAAGGCAUGAAGGUUGAAGUUAGUGAUACUCUACAUCCUUACAAAUUAUGGGUAGCUACGAUCAUAGAGAAUGUAGGAGGACGUCUUCUUCUAAGAUAUGACACACCUGGCUCAUCACGUAAAGACUUCUGGAUGUUCUGUACAUCAGAACAUCUUCAUCCAUAUGGAUUUGCUUCUAAGUCAGAUUCAACUUGGUUUUUAGAACCACCCAGUUCUAUAGUAGAAAUGCAUACGUAUGAAGAAUGGAAAGAUUUAUUAGAAACAACACCAAAAGACAAUGGUCUACUGGAAGAAUUAUUUCAUAAUAGUGUAGAACAUCAGAAACAUAAUUUUAAAGUUGGCAUGAAACUAGAAGCUUUAAGUCCGAGUGAUCAUAUGAAAAUAUGUCCAGCUACUGUCAUAAAAGUGCUUGAUGAUACUUACUUCCUUGUACACAUUGACAUGUACGAUGACUCUGUAAAAGCAGUUGAUAUAGAAACAUUUGUGUACAAUAGUACAGAAAAGAAUACUUGGCUUUGCACUGCAGAGCAUCCUUAUAUUUUUCCAGUAGGAUGGGCUAAUAAGCACAAUAUUAAAAUCUCGGCACCACAAGGUUGGACUUCGAAAGAGGCCGAGUUUGAUUGGGAUUUGUAUUUGAAAGAGACUCGGGCAACCGCUGCAGAAGAAACACUGUUUCCUGAAAGGCAAAGUGCUGCUGAUGCAGGCUUUGAAAAUGGAAUGAGAUUAGAAGCAGUUGAUCCAGGAAAUGAAAACAUUAUAUGUGCCGCGCAUAUUACAAACAUUGUUGAUAACCUCUUAUGGUUAAAAUUAGAUAAUUAUGAUAAUUCAUUGCCGGAGCAUAUAGUUGAUAUGCAUUCUCUGCAAAUAUUCCCUGUUGGAUGGUGUGAAUCUAAUCACUAUCCACUGAAACCGCCAAAAGAUUACGUAGAAGUUUGUAAACCGUUACAAACACCUCCAAAAGAGGACAAGAAAAAUAAAGUUUUAGAUAUACCAAUAUCUGAACCGCGUUCGUCGUUAUGGUGUCCAAAAAUAUACUUCAACUACCGUUGUUUCACUGGACCCAUGAUUUCAAAAGGAAAAUUAGCCACUUUACCAAAAGCCGUUGGACCUGGUCCUGUAAUUUUAGUUAUGAGAGAAGUAUUAUCGAUGAUUGUAUCCGUUGGAUACAGAAGUGCCCGUAUACUGAAAGUGUUACAAUGUGACUCAAAACCAGAUCCUGGUUACCACUUAGAAGUGCUAAAGGCAAAACAUAAAAAUAAUACUUAUCGUGCCAGUGUUGCUGUUGUCACAUCUGGAGACAUGGUAUCUGACUUUUGCAGAAAUAUUUGCAAAAAGCUGAUGGUGUGCCCAAAUCUCUUUGGGCCCUUAUACGUACCUGAGAAUGAAUGUCCGGAUAGAUGUCAUAAAACGUCUAAAGCAAAAUUCACGGCAUCAGUUGGUACUGGAAGAAGAGGGAAACCCAAGGGCUAUACUAGUAUUAUGGUACAGAAGCCAAAGCCAUGGGGUGGUCGAAGAAAAAGGAGACGAGGCAGAUGGGCAAACAGAGAAAAAGAAGCGCACGAUGAUUUUGAUCAUGAAGACGAAAUGCCCUUUAUGUCACUAGAUUUAGCGAAGCAUGUAUCAGGUAUUGAAGGGCACCUCGAUGAUUCUGAAAGGCCGCAACUAUCUGAAAUAGAUAUCAUGAUUCAGAAGGGUUUAGAGAAAGCAGACAAAUCAGACGACUUUAAAACCGAACCACCUUCGAGUAAUGCCUCUGAAGAUUCUGGAAGCUCGUUUAACGAUAGAAAAACAAAAGAUGGAGGAAGUCCUAAUAACUUGAGUAACAAACAGCAUUCGUCCAAGUGUAGUCAAAGCAGUACUGUAACUAGGGCGAGCAAAAGAGAACGAGAUUGGGAUACAAGUAUCGAAUCAGACUGUUCAGAGGCAGAUGCCGAGUACGUAAGGAUGCAGAAAAAACAGAGACGGCCCAAAACACGAAAACUCGAUUCAAACCCGCUGUUUUGGAGCGUUGAUGAUGUAUUUAGAUACUUGAGGAAAACGAAUGACUGCAAAGACAUCGCGUAUAGAGUCAAACAAGAGGAAAUUGAUGGACUAGCAUUUUUAUUAUUAAAUCUGCCGUCUCUAACACAACACAUGAAACUGCGGACGAGCUUAGCUAUGAAACUUUGUCGCCACGUGGAACAAGUCAAAGUUACAUUCUUCUUACGUCAUAUAAACGAAGUAGAACCGGAACAAUAUCAAAUUGUGUAACUUAAUCGAUUAGAAAAUUAAAUUAAUUUUAUUAUUUAUACAAUGUAACAUAAUAUAUCGUGAGAAAAUGACGUGCAACGCUCAGAUAUUUAUUGUAUAGUAUUAACAGAGUGAUUUUUAAUUUAUGUAUAUGAAUGCAAGACUGCAUUAUCUUUAAAUAGGGUUGCAAUAUAUUUAAUAGUAGCACAAUAUAUUUAAAUUAUUUCUAUCACAUUGUAAUUUCUGAAUGGAGCUCAAUUUUAUUUGUAUAAAUCAAGUCCUUUAAGGAGAACGUCUAAGCCAUUCACGUAUGUUCAUUCUCGAAGUGUAUAAAAUUGUACAAAAUUCUAGAUUACAAUUUUGUUCCGUAGUUAACAUUACUAUUAUCAAUGUUUAUAUAGUACAAACUAUUUGAUCUUUUAUUUUGUAAAUUGACAAUAAAAUGAUGUAUUCAUGGUUACAAAGUGAACUUAAAUUCCAACGGAGCGCAUUAGUAAAUACGUUGACCCAAAACGCUUCGCUUCGCCCACUAGUCAUUUUCGUGCAGCUAAAUCUAAACUCGCAACAAUGUUAUCGCAUACUAUGUACCCGAAUUGUGCUUCUUGAAACACCGCCAGAUUCUGUAGGUAACACUCCCUGCAGGAAUGAUGAGUGCAUUGGAGAAAAUCAAUAAAAAGCCAUU